AUGCUAUCUGGAUUUAAGGCUUUACCAGAACUUAAUGUGUCUCAUCUGCAAUUUGUUGGUGAUACACUUAUCUUCAUAGAUGCAAAAGAAGAGGAAGUUGAAAAUAUGCUCAUGAUACUGCAAGGAUAUGAGGCAAUCAUUGGAUUAAAGGUAAACCUAGAAAAGAGCACAUUUAUCAGCAUUGGUGCAGAUCACAAGAUUCAAGACAUUGCAAAAAUUCUAAAUUGUAAGAUGGAAACUCUACCUAUCAAGUAUCUUGGCAUGCCACUUGGAGCCACAAGGAAUCAAUCAAGGAUAUGGGAGGUAAUUUUGGACAAGUUUAAGAGUAAACUUGGUAAGUGGAAAAGGAGAUUUCUAUCCAUAGAUGCUAGAAUAGAACUCAUAAACAGUGCAUUAACCAGCUUUCCUGUAUACUACAUGUCACUGAUUCAAAUGCCUGUUUCUAUGGAAAAAAGAAUGAUGAAGUACAUGAGUGAUUUCUUAUGGGGAGUUACUUCAGACAAGAAAAAAAAAUGUUGGAUUGCUUGA
Messenger RNA from Papaver somniferum (opium poppy), 528 nucleotides. RefSeq lists its product as uncharacterized. The record is from RefSeq and is a predicted model, not a curated record. The coding region runs from base 1 to 528 and encodes 175 amino acids. Lineage: Eukaryota; Viridiplantae; Streptophyta; Magnoliopsida; Ranunculales; Papaveraceae. The transcript has a single exon.